CCCUCAGGAUGGGAUGCGGGAUUCCAGGGCAGGUGCGCGCUGGCAACACCCCUUGCUAUAAAUUUGGAGCUGCCUCUUGGAGGCUGAUCACAGCGCCUGACAGCUGGGAUCCCAGGCAGUAGCGAGCGACGGGACGCCUGUGAGGGUACACAGCUGCCAGCUUUGCCGGACCCUGGCAACGAUCGACGGCCAUCGGCUGUAUCUGACCCAGAGAGUGAGGGCGCACAGCCGGGCACGGAGGCGAGGCACAGCCAGCUCGCUGCGGGACGUGGCGCAGCGCCCCGGACAGGAUUUAAUACAUGAAAGAUUGGUCUAGAACGGAUGGGGUUUCAUCUGAAUAAUCACUGAAGACAUCCAAGAAAGUGGCCACCAGGAGCGUUUGGUAUAGCAUCUGACACUAUUGCAACCCAGGAAAAUCAAAAUGACCCUCAACUCUUCCAUUGACGAUGGUAUUAAAAGAAUCCAAGAUGACUGCCCCAAAGCCGGCAGGCACAAUUACAUAUUUAUCAUGAUUCCUACGCUGUACAGCAUCAUCUUCGUGGUGGGAAUAUUUGGAAACAGUUUGGUGGUGAUCGUCAUUUACUUUUACAUUAAACUGAAGACUGUGGCCAGUGUUUUCCUUCUGAAUUUAGCACUGGCUGAUUUGUGCUUCUUGCUGACUUUGCCGCUGUGGGCCGUCUACACUGCCAUGGAAUACCGCUGGCCCUUUGGCAAUUACCUGUGUAAGAUCGCUUCGGCCAGCGUCAGCUUCAACCUCUACGCCAGUGUGUUUCUGCUCACGUGUCUCAGCAUUGAUCGCUACCUGGCCAUCGUGCACCCAAUGAAAUCUCGCCUCCGACGCACGAUGCUUGUGGCCAAAGUCACCUGCAUCAUUAUUUGGCUGCUGGCCGGCUUGGCCAGUUUGCCAUCUGUCAUCCACCGAAAUGUCUUUUUCAUCGAGAACACCAAUGUCACGGUUUGUGCUUUCCAUUAUGACUCCAACAACCCCACCCUCCCCAUAGGGAUGGGCCUGACCAAAAACAUCCUGGGGUUCAUCUUCCCUUUCCUGAUCAUUCUGACGAGCUAUACUCUUAUUUGGAAGGCCCUGAAGAAGGCUUAUAAAAUCCAGAAGAACACGCCAAGAAAUGAUGAUAUUUUUAAGAUAAUCAUGGCGAUUGUGCUUUUCUUUUUCUUUUCCUGGGUUCCCCACCAAAUAUUCACCUUCCUGGACGUGUUGAUUCAGCUGGGCGUCAUCCGCAACUGUAAAAUCGCAGACAUCGUGGACACGGCCAUGCCCAUCACCAUUUGCAUCGCUUAUUUUAAUAACUGCCUGAAUCCUCUUUUCUAUGGCUUUCUGGGGAAAAAAUUCAAAAAGUAUUUUCUCCAACUGCUGAAAUACAUUCCUCCCAAGCCCAAGACCCACUCGAGUCUGUCAACAAAAAUGAGCACGCUCUCCUACCGCCACUCCGAUCAUUUAAGCUCCUCCGCCAAGAAGGCGGCGCCCUGUUUUGAGGUCCAGUGACCUGUCUGGGACUCAGUCCUGGGAAAGGAAGAGCCGGGAAACAUUCCUCUCGAGCCCUUCGCUACAAGUGAGCACCAGCUACUUGUCAGAACGCAAGCAGAUCGCAAGUGAAGAGGACCCACGCUACUUUUCUAAAGCUCUGAACAAAAGCUUUUCUUCCCCUGCGCCGCAAAAUAAAGCAAAGCCACGCUUUUCCACGCUCUGCAUUAAAUAGAUGACGGCUGCUCAAAGAACGACCUCAGAAACUGGAUGAAUGUGUCCAUGUGGAAAAUUCUGCUGCCAGCCAUGCAAUCUCCCCGUCUCCUCUUUUCUGUCCUUUUUUUUUACUUCCACAUAAAGGUAUUUAGGGUAUGUUAAACCUCCAGAAGAGCAACGGUAGAUCUGAGUUCAAGCGUGCUCCGCCCAGUUUCCGCAGGGCUGUUUAGCUAGGAGCAAGGGUGGCCCACUCCUUCCUGCUAGGUCGCAUUUUGUUCAAGGAUGAGCUGAGCAGUAGUCAUCAAGUUGCCGAACCUUUCCUGAGAUUCAGUCCCUGCCUUAGAGAUUCACACUUCCAAAACCAUGCCAGCGAGAUUGCUUAGAUGUACGAGCCCGAAUAAAAGUCAAACCACUUACAAAGCUGUUAUCCUGCUCCCUGGUGGCUGUGUCUUCCUAGUCCUGUCUAUUUCGUAUCUGAGAAAUGUAUAUAGUUUGUGGUUAAAAAGAUUACAUAUCAUAAUGCCUUACUGUUUUUUAAAAAGCCUAUAUUCCACACAUAUAUGUAUAUCGCUAAGUGGCUGUUAUUUGAUUAAAACCUGGAAAAGUUAUAUUUACUUUGAAAUAAAAUAAUUUUAUUGU
This is a messenger RNA of Sciurus carolinensis (gray squirrel), 2335 nucleotides long. RefSeq names its product angiotensin II receptor type 1 (gene Agtr1). The record is from RefSeq and is a predicted model, not a curated record. The coding region runs from base 422 to 1501 and encodes 359 amino acids. The transcript has 4 exons. Gene Ontology annotation, biological process: regulation of vasoconstriction; G protein-coupled receptor signaling pathway; immune response. Gene Ontology annotation, cellular component: membrane. Gene Ontology annotation, molecular function: angiotensin type II receptor activity. Lineage: Eukaryota; Metazoa; Chordata; Mammalia; Rodentia; Sciuridae.